Messenger RNA from Myxocyprinus asiaticus (Chinese sucker), 2314 nucleotides. RefSeq names its product NEDD4 binding protein 2-like 2 (gene n4bp2l2). Gene Ontology annotation, molecular function: transcription corepressor activity. The coding region runs from base 423 to 1622 and encodes 399 amino acids. Gene Ontology annotation, cellular component: nucleus. NCBI's taxonomy places the organism in Eukaryota, Metazoa, Chordata, Actinopteri, Cypriniformes, Catostomidae. The transcript has 6 exons. The record is from RefSeq and is a predicted model, not a curated record. Gene Ontology annotation, biological process: negative regulation of transcription by RNA polymerase II.
CGUUAUGCGUCAGGUCUGUUGUGUUCACACUGCAGGUUUGAUGUAUUCAUACAACAAUUUUUAGAUAUGUCGAUGGUGAAAACAUUUAAACAACCAGAACAUUUUGCAUACGUGUUCUUCAAACUUUAGAUGCCCAAUGUAAAGGGCAAUGAGUCUUCUUCUCCGUCUGAUGGUGGAAAUGUAGAGGGACCCUAUGAAAACAUACCUCUGACUUCCUCUCAUGGUGUCAAGAAGACACCAGUGGUAAAUACAUCAUCCAAUCAGACACUCUUUGAAAAUGAUUCAGAUGACAAAAUCGGCCACACAACACUUUUACCAGAUGGAAGUCCUUUCAAGACCAAAUGGGAUGAGUUAGACAAAGAAAUGAAUGGCAGACAACUGGAUCCUUCAAUACCUAAUGUGAGUGAAGAAUUUAAUAAUACAUGUUCCAGAGAAGGUGCAACCAAAGAGACAGAGAAUGUGUCAUUAAAGAGUUGGGUAUCACUAGUACUUCAUUUAUUGGGCCUUCGUGUCGUCAGGAGCCAUCCAUUGAACAGGAACUUUGUGAAUUUUACAAAGAGCUUGAGGAAGUAGACAGCAGUGACAAGGUUGAUGGAGAUACCAGCAGUGAGCAGGGUCACCAUCUGUCCUACAAUCCAGAGAGGGACCCACCAAACAGGAAGGACAUUCCAGAUGAAGUAACUGAUCACAGCAGAGCCUACAGACCCUACCCAGAUCCACACGAACGCAGUGGACAUCAGUGGAAGUACGAAGAUCCAAAGAGAUGGAGAUCUCGCACACAAUAUGGUAUUGAUGGUUUUGGUCGAGGAGGACCCAUUCAAAAUUGGUAUCCACCUCCACCAUGGAUUCCCCAGGGCCCUCGUGACUCAAGGUCCCAGAACUUCCCUCCCCCACCCUCUGGAGGUCCCAUGUAUCCUCCAUUGAUUAGACCUCAGCAGAACUUCCACAGGCACACUAACAACAGCACCUGGGCCCCAUGGGAAGAGCCACAGUUGCCGUCAAAUGAAUGGCACGGUUAUGGAAGGGCUUUCUCGUCACAUGGUUAUCCUGGAUUCUCUAGAGUAUAUGAAACACCUUCAUACUGGCAGCGGUACAACCCUGAGCAACAGUAUGUUCAUGAAGAAGGUCAAUAUGAGCAUUAUAACAAUAGUUUGGUUCUCAUAUUGUUGAGGGGGAUCCCAGGGUCUGGAAAAUCCACUCUGGCUAGAGAACUCUUGUCCACUGGUCCUAAUGGAAUGAUACUGAGUACAGAUGACUACUUUUUUCAAGACAACAGAUAUGUAUACGAUCACACUUUGCUUGGGGACGCUCAUGACUGGAAUCAGAAGAGAGCUGAACGAGCAAUGUUGGAGGGCCGCUCACCUGUCAUCAUCGACAACACAAAUGUUAAAGCUUGGGAAAUGAAGCCUUACGUUGAAAUGGCUUUAGAGCACAGAUACAAAGUGGACUUCCUUGAGCCAGAUACACAAUGGAAAUAUGAUCCUGCUCAGUUAGAAAAGAGGAACAAGCAUGGGGUCCCUGGAGAAACAAUAGCAAAGAUGCUGGAUCGUUUCGAGCAGCCCAUGAAUGUUGACAUCGUGAUGAAUUCUACUGGGCCUUCCCAUAAAAGCAAAGGCAAUUAACUGAGCUCUUGUUUCUGAAAUAUUGCCAAACUUUUAGAGUUUUUUUAAAACAAGCUUUUAGAAUUAAUACUUUGUUUUGAAAUGAAAUUUAUGUAUGAUACUCAAGAGUAUGUUAAAUACUUAACAUUGUUAAUAUUUGUCAAAAACAUGUGAAUAUUUAACAACAUAACUCUCUUUGGGGGACUGACCAAUUGUAAAAGUUUGAGAAUUUGCCUGUGAAAAACCCAUAUUGACUGACCACUAAUCUGAAUAUAGGGGGGACAUGUCCACCUCAAUGUCAAUGGAGGUUACAGCCAUGAAUACACAUAUGAAUAUUUAGUAUGCAGUAUGUAAAAAUGUUGUGUUUAGAGGGAUAUAUUUUUAGCUUUAUGGACCAUUGGUAAUAUAAGACACAUUCUGUGUGGAAAAACUACAUUACACAUAAAAAGCAUUGUGGCCAACUGUACACUAGGAGCAUUCUGUGUAUUUCUAAGCAUUACCUACAUUUUCAAUAUACCAGCUCAAUGUACUAGACACUGAUCUAAUCUCAGGAUUUACAUUUUACGAAUGUAACUUAUCUGCUGGUGCUGUACAUUGUCGACAGCUUAUUUACUGAAAAAUAAGACCAACAUUUUUUUUUAUAGAAGUAAUUGCUGACUUGUAUUGGUACAAUGCAAAUAAAGCCAUUUUGAAAAAAUGCCCAUUGCAUGUAA